AUGGGUUGCGGUUCAUCCGGCAACGUGGUGCCCGCUCACGAGGGCACAGCAAAUGGUCACAAACCAGCAAAUGGUCACAACCCCGCAAAUGGUCAUAAGGACAAUCGUGGUGACGGUGAUCGAGACGAUUUGCCGACUGUCGUCCUGCCAGAGACGCCGAUCAAACCGAAACCUCGUGACAAAAAUAUAUUUCCAGCUGUGGCCUUCGAGAUACCUCUAGAAGAAUUCGAUGCGACGAGACGAGAAUCCGUCAUGACGCCUCCUCCCCAUUUGCAGCGGCUUUUGCAACCUCCCCAGGCUGAGAUCACCCUCCCUGACAUCGAAGAGAAGUUGGCAGAAGCAGAGCAGCGAAGACAAACGAUUUUGCAGCAAAGAGCCGCGUCAGCGCAGAAGAGGGCACAGAGGAUGAUGAAGUCGAUUCAUGAAAUGGACAGGGUGGACUCUGAACAUGAACACGCGGACCCCACCAAUAAGCGUGGCAUCAAUGCUGUCACCAUCCCCCCCGAACCCGGGGUCUGUGAGGACAAGCACAUAACUUAA
Molecule: messenger RNA, 540 nt
Organism: Amyelois transitella
Lineage: Eukaryota; Metazoa; Arthropoda; Insecta; Lepidoptera; Pyralidae
Exons: 4
Coding region: 1-540 (179 amino acids)
Source: RefSeq, a predicted model, not a curated record